UUUCAGUGAAUUUUUAGCAACCAUUCGAAAAGGUGGAAACGAGUAUACAUUUAGCCCAUGCUAGCCAACGUGAAAUAGAAAGUGCAUAAACAACAACCACAAAAAAAAAAAACACAUUUUACCCAAAAUAAAUUGCCAUCUCAUAUUGUGAUCUGGUAGUAGUGGUGUUAGCAUUAAAAAUUCGCAUUUCAACUAAAAUAUGUGGAAAAAAUAAAUAAUUCAUGGUGAAAUUGAUGUAAAAAUUUCAAAUUAAAAAAAAACGAGAGGAAAAUAUAUUCCAAAUGCAAUUUGAUUCAAUCGAAAAUGAAAUUGAAAAUUUAUCAUCUAUCCAGCAUUAGUUUGCUGUCGUUGUUGUUGUUAUUGUUGGCAAACGGAUUUCAGCACAUUUCUGCUCAACGUACAAAUAUUGGCCUCAUACAUGAAGCCGAUAAUCCCGAUAUGGCAAAGAUCUUUCAAUUGGCCAUUAGCAAAGCCAAUGAGGAAAACGAAGAUAUCCGCCUGCAUGCCGUGACCAUUGAAAUAGAUGCGGGCGAUGCUUUUGGUACAUCCAAAAAACUUUGCAAAAUCUUACGGCAAAAUCUCGUUGCGGUUUUCGGUCCAACGACGGACAUGGCUGCCAAACAUGCCAUGAGUAUUUGUGAUGCCAAAGAGUUGCCGUUUGUGGAUACACGUUGGGAUUUUGGUGCUCAAUUGUCUACGAUUAAUUUGCAUCCGCACCCCUCACAACUGGCCAUGGCCAUAAAAGAUGUGGUUACAACAUUUGGAUGGGAAACCUUUACCAUUAUCUAUGAAUCAGGAGAGUAUCUAAUGUUUGUUAAGGAGCUACUCGAAUUAUAUGGCACCAGUGGCCCCACCAUCGUUGUACGCCGCUAUGAACUUGACCUCAAUGGUAAUUAUCGUAAUGUUUUGCGGCGCAUUAAAAACUCUGGCGAAAGUUCAUUUGUGGUUGUGGGCUCUUUGAAUACAUUGCCUGAAUUAUUAAAACAGGCCCAACAAGUUGGCAUAAUGACUGGAGCGUAUCGUUAUAUUAUUGGCAAUUUGGAUUUUCAAACCAUCGAUUUGGAACCAUAUCAGCAUGGUGACACAAAUAUAACAGCAUUCCGUGUGGUGUCACCCGAAUCGGACAAUGUUGCCGAGGUGGCAAAAAUGUUGUAUGAAUCCGAGGAACCUUUUCAAAAUGUGUCAUGUCCUUUGACUGUUAACAUGGCUUUGGUUUACGACGGUGUCCAGUUGCUGGCCGAGACGUUCAAGCAUGUCCAGUUUCGUCCAGAAGCUUUAAAUUGUAACGAUGACAGUUCAUGGGAUAAAGGAUAUACGUUAGUCAAUUAUAUGAAAUCGUUAAACAUUGAAGGUCUCAGCGGAGAAAUAAAAUUCGAUUAUGAAGGUCUGAGAAGCGAUUUCACUUUGGAAUUAAUAGAACUAAGUGUGUCGGGAGUACAAAAAAUUGGCACAUGGAAGCCGGAGGAAGGUGUUACCAUCGAUCGUCCACCACCCACUGUAAGCGGUGAACCUGACAUGCGUUCAUUGGUCAAUAAAAGUUUUGUUGUUAUAACGGCCAUUAGUGAACCUUAUGGCAUGCUGAAGGAUGUUCCCCAUAAACUGGAAGGCAAUGAUCAAUUUGAAGGUUUCGGCAUUGAACUCAUCGAAGAAUUGGGAAAGAAAUUGGGAUUCUCCUACACUUUUCGUCUGCAAGAGGAUAAUAAGUAUGGAAGUUUAGACGCGAAGACGGGCAAAUGGAAUGGUAUGAUUCUGGAAAUAAUGGAAGGGCGUGCCGAUUUGGGUAUCACCGAUUUAACCAUGACUUCUGAUCGUGAAAGUGCAGUUGACUUUACAAUUCCUUUUAUGAAUUUGGGCAUUGCAAUCUUGUUUCGCAAACCGAUGAAAGAACCCCCAAAACUAUUCUCAUUCAUGUCACCAUUUUCGGGCGAUGUCUGGCUAUGGCUGGGCAUUGCAUACGUGAUGGUGGCAUUGAGCAUGUUUGUGUUGGGUCGCAUCUCACCACCUGAGUGGGAUAAUCCGUAUCCUUGUGUUGAAGAGCCUACCGAACUGGAGAACCAAUUUACUUUCAUUAAUUGCUUUUGGUAUGCCAUGGGAACCCUCUUGCAACAAGGCUCAGAAUUAGCGGCAAAAGGAUUUUCGACGCGAGCGGUUGCUUCAUUUUGGUCUUUCUUCACCCUUAUAUUGGUGUCAUCCUAUACCGCCAAUUUAGCCGCCUUCUUAACGAUUGAAUCGCUCAGCACCCCCAUUGAAAAUGUUGAAGAUUUAGCGGCGAACAAAGGUGGUGUUAAUUACGGAGCAAAACUGGGUGGCAGCACUUCGACUUUUUUUAAGGACGCCAAGUAUCCUACGUACCAGAAAAUGAAUGAAUUUAUGACAAGCCAUCCGGAAUAUAUGACAUCUACAAAUGCCGAAGGUGUUGAACGUGUUGAGAAAGAGAAUUACGCCUUUCUGAUGGAAUCAACGACCAUUGAAUAUAUAACCGAACGGCGUUGCAGUUUAACCCAGGUCGGUUCGUUGUUGGAUGAAAAAGGAUAUGGCAUUGCAAUGCGUAAAAAUUGGCCCUAUCGUAACAUUCUUAGCCAAGCAGUACUGGAGUUGCAGGAACAAGGCGUAUUGGCUAAAAUGAAAACGAAAUGGUGGAAAGAGAAACGGGGCGGCGGUGCUUGUGCGGCUGGAACAUCGGAAAGUGGAGCUGUGGCCUUGGAAUUUAGCAAUUUGGGUGGUGUUUUCUUGGUAACAAUUGUGGGCUGUGUGUUCGGCAUAUUCGUGUCCAUUUUGGAAAUGUUAAUUGGUGUUAAGCAGCGUUGUGAUGAAAAUAAGGACAAAGAAGCUGACGGAGCCGAAGAGCUGGGUAUGCCCAAUGUGGGUGGCAUAUAUGUUGUCCUAUUUAUUGGCUGUGUUGCCGCCACUUGCUUUGGGAUUUUGGAAUGGAUUUGCCACAUUUAUUCAACCUCACGCCAAUACAAGGUACCAUUCAAGGCUGAAUUAAUGGACGAAAUACGUUUUGUUAUGAAAUGCUCCGGCAAUACGAAACCGGCAAAGUAUCCAAAAUCAUCAAGCUCCAAAUCAUCGGCUGUCUCCAAACGUUCAUCAUCAUCGUUGUCAGCCAACUCAUUGGCAACCGAUGAUCAGCAACUACAUAAACGUAAAUCAAUUAAAUGACGUGUAUACAUACAGAGUUCAAAUAUUUUGGAAACGAAUUGAAUAUUAUUUAAU
Messenger RNA from Musca domestica (house fly), 3216 nucleotides. Its product is annotated as glutamate receptor ionotropic, kainate 2. The coding region runs from base 304 to 3162 and encodes 952 amino acids. Gene Ontology annotation, molecular function: transmitter-gated monoatomic ion channel activity involved in regulation of postsynaptic membrane potential; glutamate-gated receptor activity. Lineage: Eukaryota; Metazoa; Arthropoda; Insecta; Diptera; Muscidae. The transcript has 16 exons. The record is from RefSeq and is a predicted model, not a curated record. Gene Ontology annotation, cellular component: plasma membrane; postsynaptic membrane. Gene Ontology annotation, biological process: synaptic transmission, glutamatergic; monoatomic ion transport; modulation of chemical synaptic transmission.